GAACUCAACUCAGAGAUUGGUACUGCCAAGUAUCCAGAUGGAGAAUACUCUCUAGAGCUCAUCCUCAACUCUCAGGACGGCCGCUCCAAGAACUUCACUCACAUGUUCCGCGUGGAGACACUCACAGCUAUCAGCAGUAGUGCAAUUGAGCCCCUGGAUUUCGAAUGCUUCACACAGACUAACAACGUAAGUGUUGUUGUCCAAGCCGGAGCCAACAAGGAAGUCAAUCUUCACUGCCUUCUCGAUGGGGUUCCACAGCAAACAUGUGGACCGUCCAACAUGGUACUGUUCAGAGAUGUAAGCCAAGGUCUGCACACCUUCACCAUCAUUGCUGAGGAUCUCGACGGGCUGGUCGACAAGUGUGAUGUCCACUUUGAAGAGGACCUGGACAUUGCCUGUCGUGGAGCCUACAAUCCAUCGCAGGACGUGGUGCAUCUGGCAUGUCCCACACCGUACGAUGUUCCAGUCCAGGACUUUGUCAACGGGCUCUAUCACCUGAGGGUGGAGGCAGAGGAUGAGUUUGGAAACAUUGACUCUCAGGAGCUCACCUUCUCUCCUCCUCCUCCCACCGCCACCUUUGUUGGCUGUGCCUAG
Molecule: messenger RNA, 594 nt
Organism: Geodia barretti
Lineage: Eukaryota; Metazoa; Porifera; Demospongiae; Tetractinellida; Geodiidae
Source: the annotation of a GenBank genome assembly